AUGCAUCGUUUUCUAAAAAGGUCCGAAACGAGGAAGCAGUUGGAAGACGAGAAUUCCUUUCCAAAGCCGACUACUAACAAUACACUUCCCUCACUUCCAAGUCCCACCCGAACCUCUCUCAUCAUGCCAACCUUAACUAAACGAUUUAGCGUAUUACGUAGGGGUGAGACUACCCUUGACACUAACGAUAAGGAAAGUGACUCAACUGAUAUACAAGUUUCUGAUACUACAAAAACUUAUAAUAUAAAUAGUUCUCAACUGCAGAAAAAACCUG
Molecule: messenger RNA, 274 nt
Organism: Dentiscutata heterogama
Lineage: Eukaryota; Fungi; Glomeromycota; Glomeromycetes; Diversisporales; Gigasporaceae
Source: the annotation of a GenBank genome assembly